AUGUCCACCCGCAGCAACCGCUUCUCCGGCUCCUUCCAGCCGCUGCGCAACACAUCAAUCAGAAUGCGGUCCAUCAAGACAGCCUUCAGUCCGACGCGGGCCAGCCGCUCGGCGUCGGCAACAUCCUGCUCGAGCACCAGCACGACCUCUCCGCUGACGCAGUCGCGCAGCGUCUCCGGGUCGUACUCGCGCAAUCCGAGCCCGCAGAGCUCGCGCUCCGGCCACAGCCUCGCCGAGAUGCUGGCCGUCCGCCGCCGCACCAGCGACCUCGAGUUCGAGAUGCAGGCUGAGGCGCUGGCGUUCGAGAGCGAGCUGGAUGUGUUAGAGCCGCGGCCGAGGGGCGGCGAGCACGCGAGCGUCGUCGGCAUCUUCGAGGUGUUGGAUGGCAAGUGCUAG
This is a messenger RNA of Didymella exigua CBS 183.55, 396 nucleotides long. RefSeq lists its product as uncharacterized. The transcript has a single exon. Bases 1 to 396 code for a protein of 131 amino acids. Lineage: Eukaryota; Fungi; Ascomycota; Dothideomycetes; Pleosporales; Didymellaceae. The record is from RefSeq and is a predicted model, not a curated record.